AUGUCUUUCUGUUUUGCUUCGUACGCUUUCAAGCUCGGAAUCAUUUUAUUACUGAUCAAAGAAUUGCAAGCAGCUGACGAUGCCGACCAAGUGUGGUUCCAUAAAGCACAUAACGGUUGGUAGUUGAAGAAGAAAUUUUCCUUUUUUAUGUUUAGUGACUAUAAUUCGCUUCUAGUGUAGGACGAAGUACAUGUAUAGCCGUAUAGGUAGCUAUAGGAAUACAAAGUGCAAACUCAUUUAAUUUGUGUGUACGACAUAGAUCUUUCAGGCAAUAGUGCAUGCAACUUAUGCAUCAGAUAAUCUUGUACGAUUUUUUUAAAAAGAUCUUACGUAUAAGAGCUUCUCUAUCAGUAUUGCGCACUGAACUAUUAUAAACAGUCAUGCGUUUCUUCGGGAAUUCUUCCUCAAUAUCUUUUAGGCAAUAGUGCAUGCAACUUAUACAUCAAAUAAUCUUGUACGAUUUUUUUAAAAAGAUCUUACGUAUAAGAGCUUCUCUAUCAGUAUUGCGCACUGAACCAUUAUAAACAGUCAUGCGUUUCUUCGGGAAUUCUUCCUCAAUAUCUUUUAGGCAAUAGUGCAUGCAACUUAUGCAUCAGAUAAUCUUGUACGAUUUUUUAAAAAAGAUCUUACGUAUAAGAGCUUCUCUAUCAGUAUUGCGCACUGAACUAUUAUAAACAGUCAUGCGUUUCUUCGGGAAUUCUUCCUCAAUAUCUUUUAGGCAAUAGUGCAUGCAACUUAUACAUCAAAUAAUCUUGUACGAUUUUUUUAAAAAGAUCUUACGUAUAAGAGCUUCUCUAUCAGAAUUGCGCACUGAACUAUUAUAAACAGUCAUGCGUUUCUUUGGGAAUUCUUCCUCAAUAUCUCUCAGGCAAUAGUGCAUGCAACUUAUAUGCAUCAUCAUACGAUUUUGUUAAAAAGAUCUUACGUAUAAUAGCUUCUCUUCUGUAGUGUUAAUACGAAGCGCUCGUUUUUGCAGCUUCUCGAGCAAUCUCGUUCCCCGAGCCUGCGAUCCUCGGGAAGGAACGCGAGGCUCUGGGAUAAUCCGUUGCAGGGAGGAAUCUGAUUGGCCGUUGGAAUGGAAUGCGUAGUUCAAUCUUAGCCAGGAUUCCUGGCUUCCGGCAACGGAUUAUCCCUGAGCCUCACGUUCCUUCCCGAGGAUCGCAGGCUUGGGGAACGAGAUUGCUUGUCGAGCUCAUCAAGCUGAUAAGUAUGUAGACAGAAAAAUAUACCAAGAACUUCGACGUUUCUAAAACGACGGAACUAAACUCUAAUGGCUGUUUUUCACUCUAGUCAGGCAAAUAGAGGAACAAAAAUUCGAUGGAAAACUCACCAUAUCGAGUGACAAUUCCAUUUUGCCUUCAUAUUGUGCCCAAAAACUAUGCCAAAAGGCAAGUAAGUACGUUUCUGUAUGUCGGCGGCGUUAAAACAUGCCGACACGUUUUUCUUCGAAUUCUGUAUUAUUGUCGAUUUCAAGUCACGUUUCAACGCACGGGUCCCAAGUUCGUUGCAAACUUGCCAAUUACCGGUUUCCAAGUUCAAAAAUUGGGCGUGAACUUCGCAACAAAGUUCGGAAGUACAUUUCAGUGUUUGUAAACAAAUGUUCAUAGUUCAAGUUGAAGUCAACAAUUCAAUGGAAAGUUCUUGGUCCAGUGGGCUACCAAAAAGGUUUGUAUUUCACUGAAUUGGUUACUAUUAUUGAGUGUGAACAUUUGUUUACAAACGAAGUCCAAACAUUGAUUGAAAUGAACUUUCGAACUUUGUUGUGAAGUUCGCGCCCAAUUUCCGAACUUGAAAACGUAAUUGGCAAGUUCGCAACGAACUUGGGAACCGCGCGUUGAAAAGUGACUUGAAAUCGACAAUAAGUCUAUUAUAUUUAAAAAUUGUGAAAUUUCAGACAUAUUUCUAACAAAAAUGACUUACAUCAUUCGAAAGCUUGCAAAAAACUACAUAUAAGCCAUUUAAACGGUUACCAGGGUUUUUCAAGUUCUUCUUGAGUACGUUAUGAGCUGCAUUCUCGUACCCAGAGCCCUUCAUACGCGCGGUGCGACGAGGGGCUCUGGCCAAAUCCAUAUCAAACCGGCAUCUGAUUGGCUACAACGAAGGUUAUUUAUGGUAUCCGGUUUUGGAUUUGGCCAGAGCCCCUCGUCGCACCGCGCGUAAGAAGGGCUCUGGGUACGAGAAUGUAUAAGCUGUUGAAAGCCUGUUUUCAAACUAGUACCCAGGAUUUUUGCGAGAUUUUGGCUUAUUUUUCACCUUUCGGACAGCAAUAAUUCGAAAACCACUUGAAAAACCGAGCUAAUUUUUGUAAGCUUUCUAUUGAUGCAAGUCAUUUGUAUAAGAAAUGUAUCUGAAAUUUCACAUUUUUAACGCCCCCCUCCCCCUUUAACUGUAAUAAAGUUUGACACAAAAUUCGAAGAAAAACAUGUCGGCAAGGCCAAGAGCCUACAAGAUAUUUUAACGCCGCCGACAUACAGAAAUGUACUUGCCAGCCUUCAGGGCACAAGACUAAAGAAAAAUGGAAUUCCCCUUGAUAUGGUGAGUUUUCCCUCCCUUCUAUCUGCCUGACUACUUCAACCGUAGCAUUUUCUUUUGUGUCGAAGUUAUUAGUUUCACUCUUGUGCUCAAGAAACAGAGAACAUUAUGGACGUUCAUUACCGUUUUGCUCACGAAUUAUUGAGUUUUUGAGAAAUUCUUAUAAAAACCUUAUUCCCGCAGGUAAGAAAGUGAUCGAGAAUAUUUUGUCAGAGCAUAAAGUCAUAUCCUGGUUAUUCUGUGCUCUCCAUUGCCACGGUUACGCUGGUCAAUUUUGUGCGGGCUUUAACUACAAAUCGUCCACGAUUGAUAAUGAAGUAAACUGUCAAUUAACCGUUGCCCAGCAACAGCGUGAUGGCGUCAUCGAGGCAAAAGCCAAGAACGACUGGGUAUUUUACCAACGUAAACAAUACAUCAAGGUAAAAUUUAACUCAUCGUUUCGGCAGGAUGAAGUUUGAUCAAGUCCUAGGACUGGAUGAACUUUGAUCAAAUCCUGGGACUGGAUGAACUCUGAUCAAGUCCUAGGACUGGACGAAGUUUAAUCAAGUCCUAGGACUGGAUGAAGUUUGAUAUAGGCUACAGAUGAAAUUUAGAUUAAAUAUUAGCAAAAGUUUGUCUUGCUUCGCCGGGCAGAGUAAACUGAAUGCUUAGCCCAUUGUGUAAUUUAUGCCUGAUACAUAACUUAAUUAAUUUGCUGGCGUAUGGCUAUCAAGAUAUGAAGAUCUGGAAACUAAACAGAAGUCAUUGUGUUACGUUUUGUCGGAGUUUAUGCUAAUUUGUGCACGGUCACGGUGAUUGAGCUCAUUGUAUUUUUAUAUAAUAAAGUAAUCGUCCAAUAGGGAUAGCUGAGAUGAAACGUGCAACCACGAUAAAUAAUAUUUAAGGAAGUUGAGACAAAUAAUUUUUUGCACGAUCAGGUGCAGUUCAACAUCAAACAAAGGCUUCCAGACCAUCAUAUCUUGACAGACUGUGGCUGGCCGAGGUAUGCAGUCUCCAAGUGCCCUCUAGUUUUUAAUAUGUUUCUCAUAUCAGUUAUAUGCUUUUCCAGGACCCUUGCUCUCCCUCGCCAUGCUUCCACGGCACAUGCGUGGUUAACACUGCGGACAGGAGAAAUGUGACGUGUAAAUGUUUUGAAAAGUACGAAGGAAAAGCUUGCGAAACAAGGAUUUACGGUAAGCCAUGCAGGGAUUUCAAAACAAGCCGGCAGCUGGCGGUGCUACGAGAUUUGCCACAGGUUACUUUCUGUGAUAUAUAAAAUGAUAGGAUUAUAAAUCUGUAGUGGAUCUCUUCACAUUUUAAAACAACGGCAAGAAAGUAGUGAGAGUUACAUAGGGGGUUUGGGACCCGAAACAAGCCACAAUUGAAAAGGAACAGCAAUGCAAUUUUUCGCUUCAAAAUGUUUGCUCUUUUCUGAACCGCAUUUAUCCUUCAUUUUUUUCAAGAAGAACUUCAAUUAGUCAUUGUUGAAUAGGUUUAGCUAGCUAGCACAAUCUUGAUCAUGAGUUUUGAAACUCAAUCAUGUCAUGGAAAGUGCAGUAAAAUUGAAGUUGUUUGUGUUGAAUUUGCGAUAUAAAAAUCCAUGAACAAGAACGUGAAUACACAUAUGUCAUUGCAGUCCGGUCCAUUCAAAUCAAAGGCAUGUAAAAGGCUAUAAUUUUGAAUCAGAGGGAGGGAGGGGGGUAACAGACCCCAGACUCCCUGAUGUAUAGUUAAACUCUUUUGUGCAUACAACGGAUCCGGCCUAAAAACCUUGAUGAUGAAGACCAUAUUUCUAUAAAUACAGAUCCCAACCUGAAUUAUGCAUUAAAUAAGCCCGCUACAUCGUCAUCGUCUACGUAUGCACACUUGAGUCAACGUGCAGUAGAUGGAAAUACCAACACAGACUGGGAUGCUAGUGGAUGCUUUCAGGCGGAGAGUUCUGAAAAACAGUGGUGGCGUGUGGACUUUCAAGAGGAGAUUCAG
Molecule: messenger RNA, 4494 nt
Organism: Paramuricea clavata
Lineage: Eukaryota; Metazoa; Cnidaria; Anthozoa; Malacalcyonacea; Plexauridae
Source: the annotation of a GenBank genome assembly